CAAACAGUCAUUUUUCCUUCAGAGCCACUCAAACUAUGGAUAGGGAUAGUAUAGAGAUGGACAAAGAACGUCUGACGGCGGAAAUGGCGUUCAAAGACUCGUCCUCCGCUGUCAUCAGGAUCCGUAAAAGGUUGCCUGAUUUCUUGCAAUCUGUGAAGCUUAAAUACGUUAAAUUGGGUUACGGUUAUUCAUGUAACCCGGUCACCGUUCUCAUAUUUGCUCUUAUCCUACCUUUGUUCAUUAUCGCUUUAGUUCAGUUCACCGGUCUGAAACCGGACAGAGUUUCCCAGUUAUGGACCAACCAAGCCCUUAGGCUUGAGAGCAUUGAUGCUGCUACGAGACUAUCUGGUUUGUUAAUCUUAUUCUUCCUCUUCGGUCUCUACUAUGCAAAGCGAUCCAGGCCGGUUUAUCUCCUCGACUUUGCUUGCUACAAGCCUGAAGAUGAUCGUAAAAUGUCGGUCGACUCGUUCUUGAAUAUGACUGAAGAGAGCGGCGCUUUCAUGGAGGACACGCUUCAGUUUCAGAGAAGGAUAUCGACUCGGUCCGGACUAGGCGACGAGACGUAUUUCCCGAGAGGGAUAACGUCUAAGCCACCGAAUCUGUGCAUGGAAGAGGCUCGAGCUGAAGCUGAAGCUGUCAUGUUCGGAUCAGUCGACCAACUUUUCUCGAAAACCGGAGUUAACCCGAGGGAUAUCGGCAUUCUUAUUGUGAAUUGCAGCUUGUUUAAUCCGACACCGUCGCUCUCGGCCAUGAUUGUCAACCAUUACAAGCUACGUACAGAUAUCAACAGCUACAACCUCGGGGGAAUGGGUUGCAGUGCCGGCCUUAUAUCGAUCGAUCUCGCAAAACACCUCCUUCAAUCCAACCCAAACACGUAUGCCUUAGUGGUGAGCACCGAAAACAUUACUCUCAAUUGGUAUUUUGGGAAUGAAAGAUCCAUGUUGCUAUGCAAUUGCAUAUUCCGCAUGGGUGGAGUCGCGGUCCUGUUGUCGAACAAGCCACGAGAUAAGGCUUGUUCCAAGUACCAGCUUGUUCAUGUGGUUCGAACCCAUAAAGGAGCCGACGACAGACAUUACAACUGCGUGUACCAAAGAGAGGACGACAAAGGAAAGAUCGGAGUUUCAUUGGCUCGUGAGUUGAUGGCCGUGGCCGGUGACGCUUUGAAAACCAAUAUCACCACGUUGGGUCCCCUCGUUUUACCAUUCACGGAGCAGUUCAUGUUCUUCAUCACGCUCGUCCGGAGGAAGCUUUUGAAAGCCAAAGUGAGUCCUUAUAUACCCGAUUUCAAGCUCGCUUUCGAGCAUUUCUGUAUCCACGCCGGCGGAAGGGCGGUGCUGGAUGAAUUACAGAAGAACUUGCAGUUAUCGGAUUGGCACAUGGAACCCUCGAGAAUGACUCUACAUAGAUUCGGAAACACUUCGAGUAGCUCAUUAUGGUAUGAAUUGGCUUACACGGAGGCCAAGGGACGGGUAUCGGGCGGUGACCGGGUGUGGCAGAUUGCAUUCGGGUCGGGUUUCAAGUGUAACAGUGCUGUUUGGAGAGCUCUUAGGUCCACUCCCGUGAAUGAGUCAAGAGGAAAUCCUUGGAAGAAUGAAAUUGAUAAAUAUCCGGUCAAAAUAUCUCUCGCUUGAGAAUGCUGACCUGGCCCGGAUCUGUAGGCUGUUUGCCAUAGGCGGUGGGGUUCCUACACAUCUAUAUUAUUAAUUGAAUUUUUUUUAAUUUUCUUCACUUUUAAUAAAAACUAUUUUCUGGUAAA
Messenger RNA from Hibiscus syriacus, 1756 nucleotides. Its product is annotated as 3-ketoacyl-CoA synthase 1-like. The transcript has a single exon. Gene Ontology annotation, molecular function: acyltransferase activity, transferring groups other than amino-acyl groups. Lineage: Eukaryota; Viridiplantae; Streptophyta; Magnoliopsida; Malvales; Malvaceae. Gene Ontology annotation, cellular component: membrane. The record is from RefSeq and is a predicted model, not a curated record. Bases 36 to 1631 code for a protein of 531 amino acids. Gene Ontology annotation, biological process: fatty acid biosynthetic process.